AUGUCAUCUAUUCCGGGCGGUCCCACGGGGGGUCCUGGACAAAUGAGUGGUUUAAGUGCUGCGAGUGGUGUUCUUUCAAGUCUAGCGAAUUCCCGCAAACCGUGUAACUGCACAAAGUCACACUGCCUAAAGCUCUAUUGCGAAUGCUUUGCACAAGGACAGCUUUGUCAAAAUUGUAACUGCAAUAACUGUAUGAAUAACCUAGCCUAUGAGGAGGAGCGCGGGAGGGCUAUUAAGAUGACUCUAGAGCGUAAUCCCACAGCAUUUCAUCCGAAAAUUGGUCGUGGAGAAGGUGAAAGAAAGCACACUAAGGGUUGUAAUUGCAAGCGAUCAGGAUGUUUGAAAAACUAUUGUGAGUGUUAUGAAGCAAAGAUAAGCUGCUCUGAUUUGUGUCGUUGUCAAGGAUGCCGCAAUACAGAGGAUAGCGUAGAAAGGCGCUCACUGAUGCGCUUGGCCGCAAUGGGAGCUUUAAGAUCAAGGCAACCAUCUUCUUUCAAAAAGCAUUUGGUGAAACCUCCCUCCGAAACCUUACCACAUGUGUUCUUCACCUGGGAAGUAAUCGAGGCAACAGCUAGUUGUUUAUUAGCACAAGCUGAUGAGGCGGAACGUCGUGACUUACCUCCAGCAGCACAAGAACGAAUAAUUCUAGAAGAAUUUGGACGUACGUUGGAACGCGUAAUUGAGGCAGCUAGUAAGGCACAAAUACGAUCGUCUAGUGGUAUCCAUACAUCUGCAUCAAUUGAUGAUAAUGAUCAGGGGCUGAUACACAGCGGUGGAUCAACUGGCCCAGGUAGUCUUGGUGGGAAGGGCGGUGGUGCGGUCGGAGUUGCAGCAGCGGCUGCCGCAGCCGCAGAUGUUCUACGGGACGAUGAGGAUGACGAAGACGAAAUGAUGCAUGACAUUGACGUGGAAGAAGAUGAUCCUGACGAAAUGGAUGAUGAAAUGUAUGGUAUUGUUGGUGGGCCGACGAUCUCACGUCAUGGACACUCUCGCUCUCAUAUAGGGCGCCGUCAUAUACCAAGCAGUCACCGGUCUACACAUCUUGUUCCUGAGUUAGAUGAUGACAUGAUGAGUGACGAAGAUCCAGUCGAAAGAGCCCAUGGUGGAUCAUCAGGUGCUAGACAGGGGAUUAUGUCGCAUAGGUAUCAAGAGAUACAUUCUCGUCGGACAUCGCAAACUGUUGAAGACCGAUAUACUCAUCCUCGUCGAAGUAUGAGCGGUCGCAGUUACCGUCAUCAUGACCCGGACUCGAUGGUAUAA
Schistosoma turkestanicum is the source of this 1260-nucleotide messenger RNA. The record is from the annotation of a GenBank genome assembly. NCBI's taxonomy places the organism in Eukaryota, Metazoa, Platyhelminthes, Trematoda, Strigeidida, Schistosomatidae.